AUGGACUUGUCGUCGAUGCUGAACGAUGGGCCGGCGGAGGAGAGGAGGAGCGCGGCGCCCCAGGCAUCGCCGCCUGCAAGAGGACACACUAUCGAUCAUGCGCCAUCAACGUCCGCAAGCCAAGCGCGAAACCGGGGCCUGACACCACUUCAGACGCCCUCGCAGACACCAGGCGGCUCCCAAUAUCCCUUUCCAGGGCCGCCUCAAGCACAACAACAGCUACAUCAGCAUCCAGCGCAAAGUCCCAUCUCAGGCCCCUCUUAUCGCCCAUACGAUGCCUACACUGCCACGACGCCCGGAGCACGCCCGACUAGUCAGAACUACCAUUUUGCUCAGCCGUCACCCUCGCAGUAUCAACAGCCGGGCCUACAUGCGCAGCACACCAUGUCCAUGUCUCCCACUCCGCCGUCCCAUCACAGUCAUACGCCGCAUUCGGUACGCCAAAGUCCAAUGGCAACGGCAAUGGGACAACCACCACCUCAGCAGCAACAGGCUUACCCUUCCUCCUUUCAUCGCUCGCAGCCCUCCACGCCGCUUGGGCCCCCGCCGCCCUUGACGGGACGCCAUUCCAAUCAGCUAGACAUGUCCAGUCCAUACCAUCAGCGGACUUAUUCUGGUGCCUCGAACGGAAUGGUUACUGGCUCUCCUGCCCAGCACAACCUCAGCAUUGGAAGCCUUGUCGAAUCUCCCAGCGCAAACUAUCAUAGGCCUUCGUCAGCCAGACGUAGCACAAGCGAUUACAUGAGUUCGGCGGAGCGUGAACGCAGUUUAUCCGUUAGUCCCAAGACAAAAGUACCAGCGCGUCAACCAUCGAGCGGAUCGCGACACAGCAGCCAGCAGGAAAGCUAUAGCGCGCGAAGCUCCAUGCAACCCAGUGCGAGUGUGGCGUCCCAGAUGGGUACACCAGUUCGUGUGCCAGCGGUUGCUCCGAACUACGCACAGCCUCCGGUCAAUUCCGGAGUUGAAGACUCUUUGUCCGCGAGAAACGGCGUACCGAAUAAUUACAAUCAUUCGCAACCUCCUCCACUUCAGCACCAACCUCAGAAGAUGGACAUGCAUCACUUGCUAAGUCCGACUGAACACGAGCCAAGUCCGCGUACAAUGCACCAAAAUCUUCCCCCUUCUCAACAUCAGCAACCACCACCACCACCACCACAAAAUCACACAUCAUCUGUCCCAGCAUCUACAAAUCAGAAACCACAGCAGCURGCAGAUUCACUUCCAAAUGCACCAAUGAAGAGACCUGCAGUAUCGCCACCUGCCGCGGAGCCUCCAUCAAAGCGAGGUCGCCGCAAGUAUCUCGAACGUCCGAUUUGGGCCCAUCUCCACCCCAGCAACCCGCGUGCAAAGGAAUUCGAUGCUGUMCCCAACAGUGCCCAGCAGGCGGUUCCCGCAAAUGCAACACGCACUCCACAACCUCAAUCGCAACCGCAAUCGCAGAUGCAUCUGCAGCCGCAGCCGCAGCAGAAUGGACCACAACCUGCACACUUGAACGGCAACGUUCAUGGCCCACUUGACAACGAUCUCAUCCUCGCCAGGCGCGUGUUGGAUCCCAAUUGGGAGAGGUCGAUGGACGGCAAGGUUCCGAUCACUUCUCUGGUGAAACAAGUCAUGGACUGGCUGUAUGUGAACCUCAGCGAGAACGCAGACAUCGGACUGGAUCCGCGGGAAGGCGCCAUUGAAAUCGAAGCCAAGAUAGGCACUUUAAUCGAUAAGCAGACCGGCGAUAGAAUGGCGCUUCCAGUCACUUCCGCAACAGUGCUUGACCCGAGGGUCAAUGAGAGGUUUCAAUUUGAGAGUCAAAUGCUCGAGGCGGCGCACAAGAAGAUGAAUGAGUUUCUCAAUAGACUCACCAAAGAUGCCGCAACCAUUCCAGGCCGAAAGAAGAUUGACUACACCCACACCCGCGAAACCGACUCUUUCCGCACUCUCAACGACGCUGGAUUGAAACUUAUGCCCGAGGCCUUGAUGAAGCGCAACAGGAGAGGUGAUAUCAAGCUUCGGACUUCCAGGCGGGACAAGGACGGCAAAGUCACAGGCCGGAUUGUCAAGCUCUCACUCGCUCAGCUUCAGAUACACAGUCCGUUCGACUCGUAUGAUGUUCGAAUUAGUAUGAAUUUGGAAGUUAAUCUCGACCAGCCGGAUCUCGACACCCUUGACAUCACAGACAAUCCCACACACGACAAACCCGCUCAACCUGACCGGAGGAAGGAUCGUGUCUCUUACAGACAUCUAGCUUGUCAGACAGAUCUCACGCGUGUGGAUACGCCUGGACUGGGACCGAAGUAUGAAUUGGAGUUGGAGCUGGAUGCGAAUGUGCUGCGACAGCAACAGAAGCUUUUGAGUUCAGGGCAGGAGAAUGGGUUCCAGGCUGUGGUGGAGGGUUUCAUGGAUAAUUUGACGCUCUUGAUGAGGCAGCCCAAGCAGUAG
Molecule: messenger RNA, 2430 nt
Organism: Ramularia collo-cygni
Lineage: Eukaryota; Fungi; Ascomycota; Dothideomycetes; Mycosphaerellales; Mycosphaerellaceae
Exons: 1
Coding region: 1-2430 (809 amino acids)
Biological process (GO): polynucleotide 5' dephosphorylation; 7-methylguanosine mRNA capping
Cellular component (GO): mRNA capping enzyme complex
Molecular function (GO): polynucleotide 5'-phosphatase activity
Source: RefSeq, a predicted model, not a curated record